Molecule: messenger RNA, 588 nt
Organism: Neurospora tetrasperma FGSC 2508
Lineage: Eukaryota; Fungi; Ascomycota; Sordariomycetes; Sordariales; Sordariaceae
Exons: 1
Coding region: 1-588 (195 amino acids)
Source: RefSeq, a predicted model, not a curated record
AUGUCCAACCCCAACAUUUCCGCCAUCAGAAGAAACUGCGCCACCCCGGACCUCUCUUCCUUGGUCCAAGAGACCACCGACAACCCACCACCGUUCUCUGCCACACACCAGAACCCCCGCUUCCAUCAGCGUGUUAUGGUCGACAUCAUACCCACCGGCCUAAAAACAGCCGCCAGCCAGGUUUCCGAGCAGCUCCAACGCUGGCAUGAUGCUCAUAAAAACAAAUACUCGUCGACAGUCCUCAAGACAUUGGAAGACCUAGCACAGCAAGUGCAAGAGCUUUACGAGGCCAGACGGAGCGGAGUUAUCCGCAUCCGUUCGUCAGGUGAUUGUGCCAAGAUUCUCUGCAUUCUGGCGCAGUUGAAGGCCAUGAGGGAAUACAUGGAUACAGUGGACGACAUGGAAAAGGACUGGGUUUGGGUCGAGUACUCUGAUGCAAAGGCUCCACCUCUGGACACGGAUACUGAUGGGGAGUACGUGGUUGUUGAGAAGAACGGGGAGGAAGAUGUGAACUGGGGAAGAGACAUUGGUGAGCAGGGCAUGAUCGCCACCAUGCAGAUGUACCUGAAGGCUUUGACAGUCUAUUAG